AUGGUAUCGGAAGGUGCAUCUACCGCUCUUGGUACAGUGGCCACCAUAUGUUGGUGUGUCCAAUUAAUUCCUCAAAUUAUCUCUAACUGGAGGAAGAAGGACUGUACCGGUCUUCCACCGCUGAUGAUGUUUUUAUGGGUUGUUUCAGGGAUCCCCUUUGCGAUCUAUUUCUGUAUUAGUGCACCCAAUGUCAUCUUACAAGUGCAGCCCCAUCUUUUCAUGGUUUUCUGCGCGGUCAGUUUUGCGCAGACCUGCUACUAUCCGCCAUGCAAGAUGACAAGAUGGAAGAUCGUUGCAAUCAUGCUGGGGAUUGUGUUGACUGACAUUGGGAUGGAAGUCGGCUUCAUCUUGUGGUUGAGACCCCUGUACGAAAAGGGUACUACUUGGCCAGAUUUGAUUUUCGGUAUCUUGGCUUCCGCACUGCUAGGUAUCGGCUUACUGCCUCCUUACUUUGAAUUGAUCAAAAGGAAGGGGAGAGUCGUUGGUAUCAACUUUAUGUUCCUUUUCAUUGAUUCUCUAGGUGCCUGGUUAUCCAUUGCCUCUGUUAUAGUGGGUACUAUGGACGUAAUGGGUAUCAUACUGUACAGUAUCAUUGCGGGGAUGGAAAUUGGAAUCUUCUUGUCCCAUUUUAUCUGGUGUUGCCGAUUCAAAUGGUUUACAAAGGAAAAAUUUGUUGAUUCAGACGAGAAUAUUAGCGAAUUACGUGAAACUGGCGACGAAAGUUUCACGAACAUUGACAAAGAAAGCGGGUUCACUAACGAGCAUUACGAGACCAUUCACUCCACAUUGAAAGGCGCAUCCUAUUACAGAGACAAAACCAGGGAAUUGCAUCCUGACGAGGAUGACGAGGAGGACUUUUACUAUGAAAAUGGUCCAAGGGAAUACGAAUUAGAGGAUGUUAAAGAUUUUAACCGUAACACCUGCAAUGUCCACGCAAUCCAUGGAAUCAUCUUGCAAAGGGGUCCCAGCGAAGUUGGCACUUCUGGUAGUAUCAAAAUAUGA
Huiozyma naganishii CBS 8797 is the source of this 1002-nucleotide messenger RNA. RefSeq names its product Ilt1p (gene ILT1). Bases 1 to 1002 code for a protein of 333 amino acids. Lineage: Eukaryota; Fungi; Ascomycota; Saccharomycetes; Saccharomycetales; Saccharomycetaceae. The transcript has a single exon. The record is from RefSeq and is a predicted model, not a curated record.